This is a messenger RNA of Hevea brasiliensis (rubber tree), 1689 nucleotides long. Its product is annotated as WD repeat-containing protein RUP2. NCBI's taxonomy places the organism in Eukaryota, Viridiplantae, Streptophyta, Magnoliopsida, Malpighiales, Euphorbiaceae. Gene Ontology annotation, biological process: response to UV-B. Gene Ontology annotation, molecular function: protein binding. The record is from RefSeq and is a predicted model, not a curated record. Bases 170 to 1339 code for a protein of 389 amino acids. The transcript has a single exon.
CAAACAAAACAAAAAUAGAAAAAGAAAAUAAAAAAGAUGAGGAUAACUAGGCGAUUUAUCUAUUCUCGGCAAUUAUGGAAACUUUGCUAGAUUUAUGGGAACCUUUCACUGGUCCAAACGCUGAAAGCUUUGCAACAUUAACAUCUAUACGAGAUACGGUGAAUGGGCAAUGAAAAACCUGUCUGAUCAAUUCCAUCCUGCAACUAGGGUUGAAGCGCUAAAACAUGAAGAAAGCCAAAUCAUAGAGCAACACAUAGAAGAAGAAGACAAAGAAGAAGAAAGAGCUAGAUGUGAAUGGGAUUUCAGUCUUGAGACUGUGGUUUCAUCAAGCAGCCAUGGAGCUGGGUCCGAUGCCCUCGGUGUAAUCGAAUUCGACCAGUCUGAAAGCAUCGUUGCCACGGGUGGAAUUGCCAGAAAGAUAAGAAUCUAUAACUUCAAGUCUUUGCUACCGCAUGAAGGUAGCCAAAAUGGACACGAUAUGGUUUUGUUAGACCAUGCUAAUGUAUGCGAAUAUUACAUAUGUACCCCGGCUAAGCUUAGCAGUCUCCGAUGGAAACCUGGUUCCGAUAGCCGGGUUAUAGCGUCGGGAGACUACGACGGAGUUGUCAUGGAGUAUGACCUUGAGAGAAGAGUACCGAUCUUUGAACGCGAUGAGCAUGGUGGUCGCCGGGUAUGGAGCGUGGAUUAUUCGCAUUGGGAUCCGGUGAUUGGUGCGUCUGGAUCGGACGAUGGGACCAUGCAAAUGUGGGACCCACGUUGUGAGGGCGGUGGAUGUGUAGCUACAGUUCAACCCGGCGAGACGCGGAGGGCCGUCUGUAGCGUGGAGUUUAAUCCGUCUACCAGGUCAACGAUAGCCGUUGGAUGCGCUGACAGGAGGGUAUACGGGUACGAUACCCGGAUGAUGAAAGACCCGGCAUUCGUGCUAGAUGGGCAUGAGAAAACCGUGACAUACGUCAGGUUUGUGAAUGAGCUUACAUUGGUAUCCGCAGGCAUUGAUGGGUGCUUAAAGCUGUGGAAUUUACAAGAUUCCCAAAUGAUUCGCACGUACAAGGGGCAUGUUAAUAAUAAGAACUUUGUUGGGUUAUCGAUGUGGAGAAAUGGAGGGUUAUUAGGGUGCGGAUCGGAAAACAACCAAGUGUUCGUUUACGACAAGAGGUGGGGCGAACCCAUAUGGAUGCAUGGGUUCGAGCCAGGCAUAGCCGACCGUGGGUUUGUAAGCUGUGUAUGUUGGAGGCAAGUGGGGGACGAUGAAUGUACACUAGUUGCAGGAGGAUCAGAUGGGGUCCUGCAAGUUUUUAAAGGCAAAAAGAAGAUCGAUACAGCUACUGGCUCAAGAUAAAAGAAUCUCCUUUUGUUUCUGCUUUUUUUGGGAAAUGGGCUGACCAUGAGUUGUUUUAAUGAGCUUAGUGAGUGGUGCUGGCGUAGUAUCAAAUUGGCCCUCCUUGUACUCCUCGUGUCAUCAUAUGCUUUUUUGAGGCUCCAGUUUAUUUUCUUUCUUUCUUUUUUUUUUUUUUUUCCUUACUUCCUUUUUAAUUAACUGAAAUUGUAACUUCGUUAAGAAAAGCCAGAGGUGAUAUAAUUGCUCCAGUUUAGGGAAGGGGGCAAAUUUGAAAUCUGAUUCAGAUUUAUUUUCUUGUUGGAAGAUUUGAGUUAGCUUUUUAUAUAUAGUGCAUAAUUAUUAAAAUUUCA